AAUUUCAUCGUACGCAACAACACGCACACAGAAACGCACUGUUUCUCCAAUGGAUCGAGUACUUCAAAGGACCAAAAUCCUAAACAAUCAUCUCCUCCAAGCGUCUCCUUCUUCACCUCCUCUUUCUUCAAACGCAUGCUUGAAUUAUUCUCCCCCUGAACUUUCCGAAAUUUGCGCAUUCGAUGUCAAAGAGAUGCGGCGGCUAAUCGACUGGCACCACAUGGAGUUAAGGGACCAUCUGUUCGGGAUGAUAAGCCGGAGCAAGCUGUUCAACCCGAGGGUGAGGGGAGGGAAGGUGUUCGUGUCUCCCGACUAUAACCAGCCCAUGGAGCAGCAAAGGGAAAUGACGUCGAAGCGCAUCGACUAUUUGUUUGAAAGAGGGGUGUUCAAAGGUUGGUUAACGGAGGAAGGAGAAGAGGUCGAGUUGAGAAAGUUCGCUUCCUUCGAGGUUCUGGCUAUCUGCGAUCAUUCCUUGGGAAUUAUGCUCGCAGUUCACUUCUUCUUGUGGGGUGGUGCCGUCCAAGUAUUCGGCACAAAGCAUCAUCAUGACAAAUGGUUGAAAGACACAGAAACGAACGUCGUCAAGGGUUGCUUUGCGAUGACAGAGUUGGGGCAUGGAAGCAAUGUGCGCGGAGUUGAAACAGUAGCGACAUAUGAUUCGAACGCAGGGGAGUUCGUCAUUAACACACCUUGUGAAUCAGCUCAGAAGUUUUGGAUUGGUGGAGCUACCAAUUAUGCAACACAUGCAAUAGUCUUUUCACAGCUAAAUAUCAACGGAACCAGUCAAGGGGUUCAUGCAUUUAUAGUCCAAAUUAGGGAUGCUAAUGGUAAGGUAUGUCCGAACAUUCGGACUGCAGACAAUGGUCGGAAAACUGGUUUAAACGGUGUCGAUAACGGUCGAAUCUGGUUCGACAAUGUUCGAGUUCCCAGAGACAACUUGUUAAAUUCAGUCGCUGAUGUUUCACCUGAUGGAAAAUACCUAAGUUCAAUUAAAGACCCUGAUCAGAGAUUUGCUGCAUUCCUGGCCCCUCUGACUAUAGGUCGUGUGAGUAUUGCAUCCUGUGCCGUUUAUCUGUCGAAGGUUGGUUUAACGAUUGCCAUUAGGUAUGCGCUAACAAGGCGGGCCUUUUCUCUUAAACCGAAUGAACCCGAGGUCUUAUUGCUUGAUUACCCUAGUCAUCAACGACGACUUUUGCCUCUUAUUGCAAAGACCUAUGCUAUGAGUUUUGCAUCGAAGUACUUGAAAACGUUGUAUGUGAAGAGGACACCUCAUUCAUACAAAAACAUUCAUGUAUUUUCAAGUUCGUUCAAAGCUACUUUUACUUGGAAUAACUUGCACAUACUUCAGGAAUGCCGUGAAGCUUGCGGAGGACAAGGAUUAAGUUCCGAGAAUCAUGUCGGUCAAAUGAAAGCCGAAUUCGACGUGCAGGCCACUUUCGAGGGGGACAACAACAUUUUGAUGCAGCAGGUCAGCAAGGCUCUACUUGCCGAAUAUGUGGUUGUUAUGAAGAGAAAGAAGGUUUUCAAGGGUCUAGGCUUAGAACACAUGAAUAAGCCCUGCCCUGUCAUUCCAUCACAGCUUACUUGCACAACACUCCAUUCAAGUCAAUUCCAGAUGGCAGCCUUGUGCUUAAGGGAGAGAGAUCUUUUGAAUCGAUUAGCAUUCGAGGUCUCGCAGCAUCAAGCCAAAGGACUAAGUAAAGAGCAUGCCUUCAAUAUGAGUUAUCAGCUAGCAGAGGACUUGAGCAGAGCUUUCACAGAUCGAGCGAUAUUCCAAACGUUUUCCGAGGCAGAAGCAACUUUAGCUUCCGGUCCAUUGAAGGAUGUGCUAGGCAUAUUGAGAUCAUUGUAUGGACUAAUAUGUCUCGAAGAUUCAGCGUUUCUCCGAUACAGGUACCUAUCGGUGGACAACAGUGCUCUGGUGAGGAGAGAAAUAAUGAAAACAUGCGGCGAAAUUCGACCACAUGCACUUGCUUUAGUGAGUUCCUUUGGCAUCCCUGAUGCUUUUCUGAGCCCUAUAGCUUUCAACUGGAUUGAUGCAAACGCAUGGGCUUCAGUUCAGCACUGAUAGGGUGUUCUCCCUACCAAUUCGAGCUAAACGAAAGGCCUACUCAUUUUGUAAUAAGCGAGCCUUCAUCGGAUG
This is a messenger RNA of Hibiscus syriacus, 2143 nucleotides long. RefSeq names its product acyl-coenzyme A oxidase 3, peroxisomal-like. Gene Ontology annotation, molecular function: fatty acid binding; acyl-CoA oxidase activity; FAD binding. Gene Ontology annotation, cellular component: peroxisome. Bases 50 to 2068 code for a protein of 672 amino acids. Gene Ontology annotation, biological process: lipid homeostasis; fatty acid beta-oxidation using acyl-CoA oxidase. Lineage: Eukaryota; Viridiplantae; Streptophyta; Magnoliopsida; Malvales; Malvaceae. The record is from RefSeq and is a predicted model, not a curated record. The transcript is spliced from 13 exons.